GAACGGCCCCGAGGGAGUGUCGGCCGGCCCCUGCCCAGGCUGGAAGCGGCCGCCGCGGGAACCGGCAGGCCCGGCCGCCGGCCCACGCACGCCCCCCGGGGCAGCACGCCGGGCGGGGCCGGGCGGCGCGAAGGGGGCCCCACACCGGCCGGCCGGGAGCAGCGCGGCCCCGGGUGAGCCUGCCCAGCGGAUGGCGGCCCGGGGCUCGGCGACGGCGGCCGGGGGCGGUGAACCUGGCUAGGCCCAGCCCGGCGCGGCAGAGCGGAGCGGCGGGGCUGAGCCCCGGGGCAGGCACACCCUCGGCUCCCCCUGCCGCGAGCCCGCCGGGGCGGGGAGGCAGCCAGGGCGGGCCGGGACUGCCGGCAAUGGCCCCCGCCCCCACAGGAGGUACGGGCGGCCGGGGGCGGCCGCAGCCCCGGCGCCGUGAGGAGGCGUCAGGCGUGGGAACUCCGCUCGCUCCCGGUCCUGGGUCCGUAUAAAUGGGGGGCGGCGGCAGCGGCGGCAGCGCUUCGCCCAGACGGAGCCAGAGCCGGCGGCAGCACCGGCGGCAGCACCGGCGGCAGCACCGGCGGCAGCACCGGCGGCAGCACCGGCGGCAACGGCACGAUGGGCGGCGGCGGCACGAUGGGCGGCGGCGGCCCGCGGCGGCCCGGGGUGCUGCCUCUGCUGGCGCUGGCGCUGCUGGCGGCGCAGGGCGGCGCGGCUCCCCUCCAGCCCGGCGGCUCCCCCGUGCUCCCCAAGAUCUACCCCCGCGGCAGCCACUGGGCUGUGGGACAUUUAAUGGGGAAAAAGAGUGCUGGAGAUUUUCCUUAUGUUUAUGAAGAAGAAAACAAGACACCGUUUUUGGCAUUACGUGAAAAUAUCAAGCAGCUGGAAGACUAUCUGCAGUGGGAAGAAAUCUCAAAAUAUUUGCUGCGGCUGCUGGAAGGGAAUGAAAAUAGAAGUGCUGACUUUUUGAAAGGAGGGCUUCCCUGGUAUAACAGGAACACCUGGGAGACAGAUGACAAUAGCAGUUGGAAAGAUAUGAUGGACCAUCUGCUUCAAGUUGGGAAUAUGAAAAAGAGCACUCCAAGCUGAAAGGUCGUCUCUAAACUAAAUCAUGAAGAAACGGAAUACUUUCCCUAAGAGACUGCAUUUCACAAGCACUUGAUUGUAUCAGAUAAUCAACAAGGUCUCUUUUCUGUAGACAAGAUUUCCUUUGUGUAAAAUACCUAAAUAUAUGUAUUCUUGUAUGUUUCAGCAGUGACUAAACUCUACUUCACUUUCAAGGUUGCAUUUUCUCACUUGAAUGGCUUUAAUAUAUAUAUAUAGAUAGAUAGAUACAAAAUUGUCAUGGAAGGGUCUUCCAAUCAAUUACAUGACUUACCUAUCUAAUCAGUUCAUCUCAUAG
Messenger RNA from Falco peregrinus (peregrine falcon), 1390 nucleotides. It is a transcript of the gene GRP, whose product is annotated as gastrin releasing peptide. The record is from RefSeq and is a predicted model, not a curated record. Gene Ontology annotation, molecular function: neuropeptide hormone activity. NCBI's taxonomy places the organism in Eukaryota, Metazoa, Chordata, Aves, Falconiformes, Falconidae. Bases 607 to 1077 code for a protein of 156 amino acids. The transcript has 3 exons. Gene Ontology annotation, biological process: neuropeptide signaling pathway.